AUGAGACGUGUUGUUAUACAAUGUCAACACGAUGACGAUAUUCCAAUAAUAAUGGAAAUAAUCAAUUCGUAUGGAGGAAGUUUAAUUCGACCACAGUCACCUCAAAGAUUCGAUAUGAUUCAUGUGGAUUUAUCAGAAGAAAAUGAAACAACAUUAAGUGAUUUUGUCAAGGAAUUACAAAUUCAUACUACUACUACUACUACUACUACUACUACUACUACUACUACUACUACUACUACUACUACUACUACUACUACUACUACUACUACUACUACUACUACUACUACUACUACUACUACUACUACUACUACUACUACUACUACUACUACUACUACUACUACUACUACUACUACUACUACUACUACUACUACUACUACUACUACUACUACUACUACUACUACUACUACUACUACUACUACUACUACUACUACUACUACUACUACUACUACUACUACUACUACUACUACUACUACUACUACUACUACUACUACUACUACUACUACUACUACUACUACUACUACUACUACUACUACUACUACUACUACUACUACUACUACUACUACUACUACUACUACUACUACUACUACUACUACUACUACUACUACUACUACUACUACUACUACUACUACUACUACUACUACUACUACUACUACUACUACUACUACUACUACUACUACUACUACUACUACUACUACUACUACUACUACUACUACUACUACUACUACUACUACUACUACUACUACUACUACUACUACUACUACUACUACUACUACUACUACUACUACUACUACUACUACUACUACUACUACUACUACUACUACUACUACUACUACUACUACUACUACUACUACUACUACUACUACUACUACUACUACUACUACUACUACUACUACUGUGGUGUGUGCUACUUAUACUGAUACAAGUAGUAUAUGA
Messenger RNA from Schistosoma margrebowiei, 933 nucleotides. Lineage: Eukaryota; Metazoa; Platyhelminthes; Trematoda; Strigeidida; Schistosomatidae. The record is from the annotation of a GenBank genome assembly.